UGUGGGAGAAUUCGCAUUGAUCCCAUUAACACCAAUAUGAUACGACUUCUUUCCUUUGCUGUUUGCUGUAUCAUAAUAAAAGUGUCAGCAGAUGAGUGUACCAGUUAUAAAACCUUAAUUGAGGACCAUAGAAGUACGUUAGCAGUGCCGACAGGGACGGAUAGACUUCUUUGUGAUAGGGCACUGCCAUUAGACUGGUACCGUUUCACUAAUGGCGAUAUGCCAACGUCAUGUGUUCCUACGUACCACUGUGGCACACAGAUUCCUAUUUGGCUAAAUGGUCAACUCCCCACUGUCCAGGGAACGAUCGUCAGCCUACAAGCAUGUUUCAACUACGGUCAAGGAGUUAACCCCGCCGCUUAUGGAGGGAGUACAUGUUGUCACGCCUCGAAACAGAUACAGGUGAAGAACUGCGGGAGUUUCAACGUAUACCAUUUGCCUAGAACACCGGGGUGUCCGAUGGCUUACUGUGCCGGUAACAAACCAGUGUGCAAACGUGGACAGUCUAGCAUCGGGUCGGCAAAUUGUACAGAUUUGUAUCCCAGAAUGACACAUGUCCCUAUCCUAGGUAAGCCUAUUAUCGUCGAUGCACAAGGCCAUGUUGGGAGCACCUGCAGUACAACUGGCAAUGUUAAAUUUCCGUGUCACAUCCCUUACCCCAAGGGGGAACCGGAUGUAUCUUUUGAGGUCACAUGGAUAUCGAACGGACACGAUCCGAUCAUGAUUACAGGAACACAAACUCCAGUAGUUACCACCCUGAACGGCGAUGACAGGGAUGCUUUGCUUGAUGGAAGAUAUAUGAAAGGUCACAUGGGCACAACGUUACAAUGCACAGUGAGAUCAUAUCAUACAAGUACACCUGGAUUGAAAAGUUCAUCUCUGAAAAGUAACGAAUUCUGGGCAGGGAUACAGGUUCACAACAAUUCCAUCACGGUAGAUGAGAAAGGACCUGAGCAGGAUGUUACGGUAGAAUCAACCGUUCCUAUUACCUGUAACAGCCCCUUCCAGCAGACAUGUCAAAUAGGUGUAGAAAUGAAGGCAUCCACUGACCCAAACGAUGUUUCCACUACCAGUUGUACCUAUCAAUUAACAUGUGAUCCUGCUACUCAGACUUACAAAAGUACGAUAAAGGUGACAGCUACACGUGACUUCGUUAAGGAUGGUGACCAGCGGCACGAGCUUGCCUUCCGUCCUAUAAGUAACCCGAUUUCUAAUCCUAUGUGGGACGGUUAUUCAGUGAAACCAAUACAGAUACGGUCUAUAGAUCAGCCUCAUGGUAAAUGUUCAACAAGUGGAGAUCCUCAUGUCUACCAGAUUGACGGUUCGAGAAACAUUGCCGUAAAUGAAAUCGGAGACUUCAUAUUCUAUAAGAGCCUAGCAAGACCAUUCGAGGUCCAAAUCAGAACAUGGGGAUGUGGACACUUCAACCCCUGUAUCUGCUCUGUUAUAGCACGUGAGGGAAAUGACGUUGUAGAAGUUGACAUGUGCGCUAAACGUUUGAAUCAAAUUGCUGCACCACAUCUUUCCCACUGGCCGUUGGCGGGCACAACAGUUGACAAAGAUUCUACAGGGAAACGGUUAGAUAUCAAUUUCCCUUCUGGUGCCCAUCUUAUAGUACGCGCAGCAUCAUACAACCCUAAUAGAAAAGAGACGGACGGAUUUCUGACCCUUAAUCUGCAGGUUCCUACAGACGACCUUGGCAAGUCUGUUGGACUUUGUGGAAAAUACGAUAACAAUCAAAACAAUGAUCUCGUAGGAGCAAAUGGAUAUAAGUAUUCCACAAAUACGAAAGAAAAGUUUGUCCACACGUGGCUUGUGAAUCCCGGUUCGAGCAUGUUUGACCAGAAACCUGCAUACUCGCCGUCAGCCGCAAUCAACAAUACCAACUACUGUCAAUGUGACCACCACAGAGCUGACUGCACUAAAACCAAAGCUAACAACCCACUAGCCCAUCAAUGCGGAAACCUAGCAUGCACGAAUGUCGCGAGCCACGGUGUACACCCGCGUGAUCUGGACUAUCCUGUAGAGUCUAGGAGCCAGCGUGAGAUAAGACAAGUUUACAAGCGCACAAUAACGUCGUUCCCGACCCCGAGCGGGAUGACGGAAGCCAUGGCUAUCAAGUCGUGUACGGACGCCAUCCGGGGAUCCACGCUCUACUCUCGGUGUCAGUCCGUCGUGCUGUCCGAAACUGUUAAUUAUUACAUCGACGCAUGCGUAAUGGAUAUGAUGUACUCGGACAGUGACGUGUUCAACGUCGCUCAUAUGAAUACUUUCGAUUUUGAAUGUCAAGACACUGUCCUCCGAAAUGUAAGUAACUACGCCAAAGGAUCUCAUGGCGAGAGAAUCCUGCCGCCCGAUGUCACCAGUCACGUGUGUCCAAAUCAAUGUAGCAGACGUGGAACCUGUCACGAAGGCACAUGCGUGUGUCACACCGGAUAUACAGGCAAUGAUUGCUCAGUUCCAGUAGGUGUCGCCCCAGUCGCCAGCCAUAUUCGUGGUGAUGGCCUAUGUGACGUGAAAGACCGGCAUUGUAUGAAAGUCCAGGUGAUUGCUCGACACCUCAUGGACGGACCGGGACUCAAGUGUCGGUACAAAAAAGCUGAGAUUGGUAACGGUGUAAUAUUACCCUAUGGACCGUACAUUGAUGCCCCAGCCUUCUUAACAAGCUUCCUGGAGGUCGAGUGUAGCCUACCUGAAAGUGCUGUGUUAACAAAAGACAGUGUCCGUGAGGCCUUUGUAGUGUCUGUGGCAAGUGAUGGUGUGUUGUACAGCUCAGAUCUUACCUUUCUUGUCUACGACGGUUUAUGUCAGAUCUGUGAUAUCUCCGGGAAAUGCACACUAAAGGAUAACGCCUGUCUGAUUGAAAAUGCGUGCCACAGGGUCGGAGAACAGAGCUCUGACGGUGGCUACUGUGACCCCAAUACUGACCCGUACUCGUGGACCAGAAGUACUGUCGUCUCCGAGAUCAACCACUACACAUCGACAGGGUCUGGUUGUCAAUGUGGCUUUGACAAGACUAGGUUUGACUGUGCCUGUUGUACCAAUAACGGCUGUCAGUGUGGAGAUGCUAAACCCCACAUAUGUACCAGCUGUAAUCACUUGGACUCGUGCGCGACUUAUCCUGAUCUCAUUGUCAGAAAUUAAAAUCAUCU
Molecule: messenger RNA, 3152 nt
Organism: Mizuhopecten yessoensis (Yesso scallop)
Lineage: Eukaryota; Metazoa; Mollusca; Bivalvia; Pectinida; Pectinidae
Product: von Willebrand factor D and EGF domain-containing protein-like
Exons: 20
Coding region: 37-3144 (1035 amino acids)
Source: RefSeq, a predicted model, not a curated record